AUGACGAAAUUCCUAAGUCAAGAGCAAGAGGUACAGUACGGGGUGAAGAAUCACCCGACGAACGUGCGCUGGUUCGUCUACGGAUACCCGAAGCCGGACGUGAAGUGGUACUUGAACGGGGAGCACAUAGAGAUGGGCGGGAGAUUCAGCCACAGCUACACCCGCAACGGCUGCGCCACGCUCUUCAUCAACGGGAUGCUGGACCGGGACGUCGGAGAGUACGAGUGCGUGGCGAAGAACGAGCACGGGGAGGCGCGGCAGAGCGUACGGGUCCGGAUCUCGGAGCAUCCGCGGUUCUCGGAACACCUGCGGGAGACGCGGGGGCUGCUGGGGAAGACGUUGAAGCUGGAGUGCCGCGUGGAGGGGGUGCCGUUCCCGGACAUAAAGUGGUACAAGGACUGGCUGCCGCUCGCGUCGUCUGCCAGGAUCAAGGUAGAGGAGCUCAUCCUUUGGGAGGCUCCGGACCGCUGCACCCUCAUCCUCACCGACCUGAUCCAGAGGGACGCCGGGCUGUACAGCUGCACCGCGACGAACCUCGCCGGCACGGCCUCCUCCUCCUGCACCCUCCACGUGGACGAGGAGGAGGGGCUCUACCGCUACCGCACGUACCAGCGGGGCAGGGAGGUGAAGAGGCGGGAGAAGCCGAUCGAGGACCUCUACGACCUUGGGGAUGAGCUGGGGCGAGGGACCCAGGGGGUCGUGUAUCACGCGGUUGAGAGGAGUACCGGUGAGUACCUUCGA
This is a messenger RNA of Darwinula stevensoni, 741 nucleotides long. The record is from the annotation of a GenBank genome assembly. NCBI's taxonomy places the organism in Eukaryota, Metazoa, Arthropoda, Ostracoda, Podocopida, Darwinulidae.